UUGAGUGAACUUUCUGCUUAAAACCUUUUUUCUUUCUGCAAAAUUUUCUAUAAACACAAUCGUUAACCUUCAUUAAUCGUUUUACAUAUUUAUCGCCGGCAGUGACCGGAAGUUGCAGCCGCCGGCGCAGUAAGUGGAAGGACUUGUAAGCUAGCUUUUGAAGAUGAAGAUUUUUGUGAAGACUUUGAAAGGCACGCACUUCGAGAUCGAAGUGAAACCCGAAGACACAGUUGCUGAUGUGAAGAAAAGCAUAGAAACAGCUCAAGGUCAAGAUGUCUACCCCGCUGCACAACAGAUGCUUAUCCACCAGGGUAAAGUUCUCAAGGACACUACAACAUUGGAGGAAAACAAAGUUGCUGAAAAUAGCUUUGUCGUUGUAAUGCUUUCCAAGAAUAAGGUUUCAACAAGUGGAACCUCAGCUACACAGUCAGCACCUUCAAAUUCGGCCCAACCUGCAACAUCCACAGGCCAACCUACACAGACAGUAGCACCUCAAGCAACUGCUGCAAAUGCGGCACCUGCACAAUCUGCUCCUGCUCCUGCUCCUGCUCCCGCUCCCGCUCCCGCUCCCUCUCCUGCACCAGCUGCUGCUAAUCCCUUGACAGAUGUGUAUGGCCAAGCGGCAUCAAAUCUUGUUGCUGGAAGUACCUUAGAAACUACAGUUCAACAGAUUCUUGAUAUGGGUGGUGGAAGUUGGGAUCGGGAUACAGUUGUGCGUGCCCUACGUGCUGCAUAUAACAAUCCAGAGAGAGCUAUUGAAUACUUGUACUCUGGUAUUCCUGAGCAAGCAGAAAUCCCACCUGCUGCUCCUGCCAGCGGACAGGCAGUAAAUCCUCCAGUUCAGGCUUCACAGCCAGCAGUUCCGUCUGGUGGGCCAAAUGCUAAUCCUUUGGAUCUCUUUCCUCAGGGCCUUCCAAAUGUGGGUUCAAAUGUUGGAGCUGGAAAUUUGGAUUUCUUAAGCAAUAGUCCACAGUUUCAAGCCCUUCGAGCAAUGGUGCAAGCAAACCCGCAGAUAUUGCAGCCUAUGCUCCAGGAGUUGGGUAAGCAAAAUCCUCAAUUGAUGCGGAUGAUUCAAGAACAUCAAGAUGACUUUUUGCGCCUCAUCAAUGAACCCGUUGAGGGGGAAGGGAAUGUGCCUGGGCAGGCGGCAGGGGCUAUACCACAAGCUGUGACUGUCACACCCGAGGAGCGUGAGGCUAUUGAGCGACUUGAAGCUAUGGGUUUCGAUCGAGCUUUGGUAUUGCAAGUAUUUUUUGCAUGCAACAAAAACGAGGAGAUGGCUGCAAACUAUCUGUUAGAUCACAUGCAUGAGUUUGAUGAAUGACAUGGAUGAAACAGAGUGCACUUUGACCUCUUAGAAUUUUCAUUAUACUUGUUUUUGUUUUUCUAUCUUCUAAAUCCGGGUGACAUACUUUCUAUCUUGCCAUGUGGAGUAAUUCAAUGCCCUCAUUCAGAGUCUUGGAUCUAAAACUAUUUCUUUAAUGGAUAUGUUAUAUAUUUAAGGACCAGCAAGCUUUCAUCU
This is a messenger RNA of Solanum dulcamara, 1522 nucleotides long. RefSeq names its product ubiquitin receptor RAD23c-like. Lineage: Eukaryota; Viridiplantae; Streptophyta; Magnoliopsida; Solanales; Solanaceae. Gene Ontology annotation, cellular component: nucleoplasm; cytosol. Bases 164 to 1324 code for a protein of 386 amino acids. Gene Ontology annotation, biological process: nucleotide-excision repair; proteasome-mediated ubiquitin-dependent protein catabolic process. The record is from RefSeq and is a predicted model, not a curated record. The transcript has 12 exons. Gene Ontology annotation, molecular function: polyubiquitin modification-dependent protein binding; proteasome binding; ubiquitin binding.